GGUACGUCCGCCACUCCGGCUCGAUGCUGCGAUGAUGAUGAUGAUGAUGACGAUGAGCGGUGGGGAAGCUGCGUCCGAUCUUGUUCAUGUGCUGGGAGGAGUCAGCAAAGCGCUGGUCAUGCCGUCGAGUGUGCGGGCCGGGAGCCUGAAGGACCCGGAGGUGGCUGAGCUCUUCUGCAGGGAGGAUCCUGAGAAGCUCUUCACCGACCUGAGGGAGAUUGGACAUGGGAGCUUCGGAGCUGUGUACUUUGCCCAUGACAUCCGCACUAAUGAGGUGGUGGCCAUCAAGAAGAUGUCUUACAGUGGCAAGCAGUCCAAUGAGAAAUGGCAAGAUAUCAUCAAGGAAGUGAAGUUCCUCCAGAAACUGCGGCACCCCAACACGGUCGAGUACCAUGGCUGCUACCUGAGGGAGCACACGGCAUGGCUGGUGAUGGAGUACUGCUUGGGCUCGGCUUCGGACCUUUUGGAAGUCCACAAGAAGCCCCUCCAGGAAGUGGAAAUAGCUGCAAUUACCCAUGGUGCACUGCAGGGACUGGUCUAUCUUCACUCUCACAACAUGAUUCACAGGGAUGUGAAAGCAGGAAACAUCUUGCUCACAGAGCCCGGUCAAGUCAAACUGGGAGACUUUGGUUCUGCGUCCAUUGUCGCUCCGGCCAACUCUUUUGUAGGAACACCUUACUGGAUGGCACCCGAGGUGAUCCUGGCCAUGGAUGAGGGUCAGUACGACGGAAAGGUGGAUGUGUGGUCACUUGGCAUUACCUGCAUAGAGCUGGCGGAACGGAAGCCUCCUCUCUUUAACAUGAAUGCUAUGAGUGCCUUAUACCACAUCGCACAGAAUGAGAGCCCCGUGUUGCAGUCGAAUCACUGGUCAGAUUACUUCCGCAAUUUUGUGGACUCGUGCUUGCAGAAGAUUGCCCAGGACAGACCUACCUCCGAUGUGCUGCUCAAGCAUCAUUUCCUAUGCAGAGAGCGUCCCAUGACCAGCGUGAUGGACCUCAUUGCACGCACCAAGGACGCUGUCCGCGAGCUGGACAACCUUCAGUACCGGAAGAUGAAGAAAAUCCUUUUCCACGAGGCACACAAUGGACCCGCACCUGAAGGGGCUGAUGAGGAAGAGGAUGUGGAGCAGUACAUGCUGCGCACGGGCACAGUCAACAGCAUGGAAAGCUCCCACUCGCUACCGUCCAUGUCCAUCAGCGCCAGCUCCCAAAGCAGCUCGGUCAACAGCCUGGCCGACGGCUCGGACGACAGCGGCGAGAUGGCCAUGAUGCAGGAGGGCGAGCACACCGUCACCUCCAACAGCUCCAUCCUGCACAAGCCCCUGAGCCACGACAACAUCUAUGAUGACCCCUACCAGCCGGAGGUGGACUUGCAACGAGAUGCGUCAUCUGUCAGUGGAGGUGGGGCCGGGGGAGGUGGAGGUGGUGGAGGAGGCGGGAGGCGCCGUCGAGGCCGUGAUCAUUUCGCCACUAUCCGGACUGCCUCGCUCGUCACCCGCCAGAUCCAAGAACAUGAGCAGGGGUCGGCGCUGAGAGAGCAGAUGUCUGGGUACAAGCGUAUGCGUCGGCAGCACCAGAAACAGUUGAUGGGUCUUGAAAACAAACUAAAAGCGGAAAUGGACGAACACCAGUUGAGACUGGACAAGGAACUGGAGAACCAGAGGAACAGCUUCUCUAUGGAGGGUGAAAAGUUGUGCAAGAAGCACUCUGCCAUCAUGGACAAGGAGACUAAGGCGGUCCUGACCGAGGAGAAGAAGUUCCAGCAACACAUACUCGGCCAGCAAAAGAAGGAGUUGACGAGUCUGCUGGAGUCGCAGAAACGACAGUAUCGACAGCGCAAAGAACAACUCAAAGAGGAGCUGAACGAGAACCAGUCGACGCCAAAGCGGGAGAAGCAAGAGUGGCUGGUGCACCAGAAGGAAUGUCUGCAGCAGCUCCAGGCGGAGGAAGAGUCGGGCCUGCUGAGGAGGCAGAGGCAGUACUAUGAGCUCCAGAGCCGCCAGUACAAGAGAAAGAUGCUGCUGGCACGCCACAACCUGGAGCAGGAUCUCCUCCGAGAGGAGCUGAACAAGAAGCAGACGCUGAAGGACCUGGAGUGCGCCAUGCUGCUGCGCCACCACGAGUCCACACAGGAGCUUGAGUUCCGCCAGCUGAGCCUGGUGCAGCGCACCCGCGCCGAGCUGAUCCGCACCCAGCACCAGACGGAGCUCACCAACCAGAUGGAGUACAACAAGCGGCGCGAGCAGGAGCUGCGCCAGAAGCACGCCGUGGAGGUCCGACAGCAGCCCAAGAGCCUCAAAUCCAAAGAGCUGCAGAUAAAGCGUCAGUUCCAGGACACGUGCAAGAUCCAAACCCGCCAGUACAAGGCCCUGCGGAACCACCUUCUGGAGAACACGCCCAAAUCGGACCACAAGGCCGUGCUCAAGCGCCUGAAGGAUGAACAGACACGGAAGCUGGCCAUCCUGGCCGAGCAGUACGACCACUCCAUCAAUGACAUGCUGUCCACGCAGGCUCUACGAUUGGACGAGACGCAGGAGGCAGAGUACAAGGUGCUGCGUAUGCAGCUGCAGCAGGAGCUAGAGCUGCUCAACGCCUACCAGAGCAAGAUCAAGAUCCACACGGACACGCAGCAUGAGCGGGAGGUCAAGGACCUGGAGCAGAGGGUCUCCAUCCGACGCGCGCUGCUGGAACAGAGGAUCGAGGAGGAGAUGUUGUCCCUCCAGAACGAGCGUUCGGAGCGCAUCCGCACCCUCCUGGAGCGUCAGGCCAGCGAGAUUGAGUCGUUUGACUCCGAGAGUUUACGUCUGGGCUUCACCGGCAUGUCCCUCGCGGGCCUCCCGGGCGACGCCUACUCCAAACAGGGUUACCCCAACGCGCCGCCCCCGCCCCCCCACUCUGCCAGCCACUGGAGCCACGGGGUGCACCCACAGGGCGCACCCCCGCCACAAGCAUCACGACGCAGCCACAACAGCAGCAGCGGCGGCGGUGGAGGAGGAGAACGAGGGGAGCGAAGGAGCGACUCCUCGUCCUCGCACUUGGCAAUGGCCCUGGCGAUGGGGAGGAAUGGGGGGAGGGAGGCGCACCACUCGUCUCAUUCUUCCUCUUCUUCGUCGUCGUCCUCCUCUUCCUCCCACCACCAGCGCCACCAUCUCCCCCAGCACUACCACCACCAGAGCACACCCCAAUUGUACCGUGAGCGGGAGCGGGAUAGGGACCGGGAACGGGAGAAAGAAAGGGACUGGCCUGGAGUGCGAGGACCCGGCGGAGAUCUGGUCCACCCUCUGCCCUUGCCCUUUUCCCAUCACCUGCCCUCGCGCUCCUCAUCCCAGUCCCUCGCCAUGCUACCUCCGCCACCCCCGGCCCCGCCGUCCAUCUCUGGCCCAUCCUCCUCCUCGUCUUCCUCCUCGUCCUCGCAGGGGGGGGUCUACGGGGGCAUUCGCGCUGCCCCCAGCCUGAUGGCCCUGAGAAACAGCCCCCAGCCUCUGAGGAGGACGGCGUCCGGCGGGGGACCCGGGGCGGCCACCGGCCCCGAUGGCGUCCUAAGCCGAAGCACCUCCGUCACCUCGCACAUCUCCAAUGGCUCACACCUCUCCUACUCCUAGGCGAGGGGUUCUCAAACUUUCCAGGGACACCUUACAGGGGAGAUUUUUUUUUUUCCCCAAGGACCCACUCAUAAUCCAAACGACAGUUAAACUAUUUAAAAAAAAAAAAGACUAGUUCCAAAAUAGAGAAUAUAGUUCACCCCUGCUAUAUACAGCUCUGGAAAAAGAUGGCGGAAACACAUUUUUUUUCUUUUAGGCAAGGCUGUGGCCUGACCAUAUGAGCCUCCUCCCUUCAUGUCAACAUUUCCUGGGCUCCAAAUGGCGCCGAAGCAAUAUAUCUAUUUUUUUUUUUUACUAAUGACUUUGGCAUGAGCACAAAAACGGCAUGUCGGUUAGUUUUUCUUUCGUCACUAAGAAAAUAGGGUUAUUUUCUCUCAUUCUCAAAAGCAAGACUUUACUUCUGUAUUACGACCAUUUUAAAAGACACUCGAGAUUACCGUGGUAAUACAGUGGUGCCUUGACUUAAGUGUUGUUUAAAUACAAGCCGCCCGUCGCUCAAUAGAUCUUUUUUUUUUUUAACCUUGCGAGCCAAAUUUUAGUUUGGCAACUAGUGAAGAAUUCUUCACAUUUCAAUUUUGAGGCUUCAAGCUCUUUCCCGGUUGAGAUUUUCUGUCAAACGAAACAUAAAAUGAAGACAAUUACAUUCUGAAUGUAAAACAACCGCAUUCCUUUUCCUUAGAAAUGAUUGCUAGCAUAAUACGAACACACAAUGCAUCGAUGGGCUUGCCACCUAGAAUCCUUUAAGUAACAGAUAUUUACAGGCAUGUGUUUGUUAUCCUCUGCGAGAAACGACUUUUGAAAUUCUUGGUUGCAAAAACCUUUCUUUGGUUAGAUGUCUUUGUUCUGCUUCCUCCUGGUGGCCAAGAAGCAGAAGGUAGUGCUGGAAUAGAAUAAGUGCGUUUCAGUUCCUGUCUGCGGAACAAUGUUUCGACUUACAUAUGUGUCAUGGAACCAAUCAAAUUCAUGAAUCGAGGCACCACUGUACAUCCCAAGUUACAUUGACCUCAUUAUUUUUGGCCAAACCCCAGGGUUCCCCGAGCCCCAGUUUGAGAACAACCGUCCUAGCCCGAUUUGGAGCAGAAGCUAUUACAGGCUGCGUCUCGAUGCCGAUGUCGUCUUGCCACGAGGACAUCGGUGGACACGGAAGGCAAAGCCAGGCCCCUUUUUGAGCUGCAACCUGCUCCCUUUAUCCACUCAGGUUGGGAGAGAGGAAUGUAACACACCACACAACAAGCAAAAGAGUGUUUUUUUAGCUGCAGAUUCGGCUUGUCUUCUUCUAUGAUGUUCCACGUUGGAAUGGAGAAACAGAGAAGACAGCGAGAAAGGACAAGAGCCACUUGGUUGUUGUUUUUGGUGUACGCGUUGUACUUGUACGUAGUGUCCAGAUAUAUAAGCACCGCUAAUUCAAUCUCCGGGAACGAAGAAAACAAAAAAAGAGUUGCUAAAAUAGGUCCACUUGAGGCUAUUUAAAAGAAGAAAAAAAAAUCCUGUUAUUUAAUGUUUUGUUCAUUUUUUGUAUUAAGUGUUUGGGGUUUAAAAAAAAUGUUGCUUCGAACGUCACCAAUGCCUUUAAGGGUUUCUUAAAGGGAUGUCAUGUCAUCAAAAUGUGUAUCUGAUGACCACAGCUGAAUGUUUGUAAAGAGGAGAAAGUAGUGUACAAAGAAGCAAGAUGAUAUGAAUAACUCCGGCAGACGUGACGUAUUGAGUAUCUUAACCGCGUGUAGGCGUCACUUCAGUGCAUGAGCUCGAUGUGCAAAGACAUUCGUAAGCAUCGCCAAACCUAUUUGCAAUGUAACGUAGCCAUCUCACCGCGCCACAUUUUGGGAUCUUUAUUGUAUAUAUUUGUGUGGAAUAUUAUAAGCCGGUUUUAUAGAGUUACGCAGAUGCCGACAAGUAAUUUUGAUAUACCGUAGUGUAUUCAAAUAAGUGUUGGAUUCCAAGAUUUCAGAGCAAACGACUUCAAAUGCAUUUUCAAGAGUUGUCAAUAUGACCCUUGGCGAUCCUGAUUGUAGCUGUCGUCGUAUCAUGUUCUCACUAUUUCAACCUGCGAUUGCAAAACUGUAAGAAAAAAAAAUGUCAGGUAUGGUUUGAGAUAUUAAUGGUUAUUAAUAAGGGAUUAUUGAUAAUUGUUAAUGAUUUAUGUUUGUGUGUUGAACAGUGAAGUCUUGUCAUGUUGCCACCUUUUGAAAGACAGUUUAAGUGAAAAGACACCGCGGCACCCUGUUGCAGAUACAUUCACACCGUACGUUUUCUGUUUCAUUUCAGGUAGCGUAUGGACACACGGGAAGCUGUCGGAAUUUGAUAGCUUACCUAAGCUCGGCUCUGACUUGAGCAUCGUAAUCGUCCGCUUGAAGCCUUGAACAACCUCGAGUCGGCACAGGUAACGGUUCGCUCUCUGAAGAGUCCGCCAAAUUGGACUCCUGCUGUAGGAGUGUGCUGAUUUGCUGAGAGCAAACCGUGCAAAGGCCAUGAUGCUUCUCCAACUGUCGCGCCCCCCCCCCCCCCCAGGGGGGGGCAGGUUGCAGUUCGAGAAGCGCUGACGGCAGGUGAAGGGCAUGCUUAGAAAAACUGCUCAGCUGUCAAAUGCUGGUGGCCUCAUGUCAGUUGGAAUGACCUCUCUCUCUCGCGCUCUCUAUCUAUAUAUAUAUAAAAUUUCAGGAUGAACCUAAAAUGCAUUUUAACCUCUAAAAAGAAGAGUGAAGUCAAUCAAGUGUUUGAUCGAUGAUAAUGUCCCCUUGUAUUCCUUUCUGUGACUCUUCCAGUCUCUCUGUUGCGGUCUGCUGAUGACACUCUUGUCAACCUAUAAACUCAAGUGUUCACUUCCAUGGAAAUGUUGAUCAUUUGUUAGGUGUCUUGACCUUCAUGAUGAAGAGGGCUGUUUGAUUGUCAAUUGUGAUUAAACCAUCAAAUGUAUUGGUACAGGUUGACUUUAAAAGCUGACAUUCUAUGUUCAUCCUGAAAUUUCACCCCAAAACAGAAUGAACUCGGACCUCCUCCGUUUUUUUUUUUUGGUAGUGUUUUAAUUUCAGGGCCACACACAAAGCACACGAGGAGAACAUUGAAAAGGAGGUCAUGUGGACGGAAGAGGGCCAGGCCUCAACUGAGCCGCUGGCUCGGUCACUUCCGAGCCAGUGGCAGUGACGUGAGCAGCCUGUCAGCCCGCGCUUGUUAUUGAUAAGGUCUUGGUGACGCUGCUGAUGCCCAAAAGGUUCUUUCCUCUGCUCACAUGGCCUGUCCAAAACCCUCCCAGGAGGCCCAAAGGGACAAAUCUGAAUCGGACUGGAAAAUCGAAUUGCCGCCGCCGUCGUUGGUUUUGACUUUGCAACACCAGCUCAAGACAAUUUAGUGUGUAAUGCUUCAUUUGGAGUCUUGGUGGAUGCAUGCGUAAAAGACUCCUAAUUGAAACAAAGACUUCCAAACCUAUCAACAUACUCGUUUCUGUCCGGAGAAAAGUGUGGCGGUGUUAGUGGACUUGUUUGUGUCAACUUGGCAGAGGCAGAAUGAAGUCACAAGACAUGCAGGUUUUGUUUUGAAUAUUCCGGUCAAGCAUUCUGGGCUCCGGGGUUAAAUGUAUGUUGGGAAUGAAAUGGGGCACUUUGAACAAAAAGAUAAUAAAUUGCUAUUUACACACGAA
Molecule: messenger RNA, 7235 nt
Organism: Hippocampus comes (tiger tail seahorse)
Lineage: Eukaryota; Metazoa; Chordata; Actinopteri; Syngnathiformes; Syngnathidae
Gene: taok2b
Product: TAO kinase 2b
Exons: 20
Coding region: 32-3601 (1189 amino acids)
Biological process (GO): protein phosphorylation
Cellular component (GO): cytoplasm
Molecular function (GO): protein serine/threonine kinase activity; ATP binding
Source: RefSeq, a predicted model, not a curated record